AUGGUCGGAGUCAAACGCCGCGUCGACACCGGCGACGAUCGCAAAGGGAAGCGGACGAAGACGAAGACCGCCGUCUCGACCAAGGGCAAGUCCGCGCCGGUGAAAGCACAAAAGGGCUCGAAGAGCGCUACGAAUGGCAAGGAUGUGAAGGGUAGCAAGAAGGAUAAGAAGGCUCUGAAGAAGAAGGCUGUGGAGGAAGAAGAGGACGACGAAAUUUCUGAAGAUGAUUUUGAUGUCGACGAUAUCGAGGACUCGGAGAUUGAGGAUGUGGAAGACGAUGUCGAUAUGGAUGAUGUCGAUGUGGAGGACGAUGAGGAUGAGAGUGAUGAGAAUAAGGAAGAAUACAAGGAUAAGAAGAAGGUGAACUCCAAGGCUCAGGAGGAUGAGGAGGCGAAAAAAACAUCUUCCCGCGAAUCGCAUAUCAAACAGAAAGCCCUCCUGCAAGAGCGCAAAGCCGCAAAACCCAACGCCGACCAGAUUGCGAGAUCAAAGAAGUUAUGGGAGCGCUUGCGCCGAAAGUCGCACGUCCCCCUAAAAGAGAGAAAAAAGCUCAUUGCGGAGCUGUUCGAUAUUAUAACGGGCCGAGUGAAGGACUUUGUCUUCAAGCACGACUCUGUCCGUGUCAUCCAGACGGCGCUGAAAUACGCCAACGUUGAGCAGAGGAAGCAGAUUGCGCACGAGCUAAAGGGUAGCUAUGUUGAGUUGGCACAGAGCAAAUACGCCAAAUUCCUGAUUGGCAAGCUAAUUGUGCACGGUGACUCCGAGAUCCGGGAUUUGAUCAUCGCUGAGUUUUACGGCAAAGUCAAGCGGUUGAUUCGGCACCCGGAGGGAUCGUGGAUUCUUGACGAUAUUUACCGGACCGUAGCGACGCAAGAACAACAGGCGAACCUGCUUAGGGAGUGGUACGGCGCCGAGUUCGCCAUCUUCAGGGACAACAAUACAAAAGACAAAAAACCCACUGCGGACCUUUCCAAGAUUCUAGAAGAAGACCCAGCCAAGCGUUCACCUAUCAUGCACUUCCUCCUCGAACUCAUAAACCAGCUUAUUCAAAAGAAGACAACAGGAUUCACAAUGCUUCACGAUGCCAUGCUGCAAUACUUCUUAAAUGUGAAACCAGGCACCUCGGAUGCCACGGAAUUCAUCGAGCUGAUUAAGGGUGACGAGGAAGGCGACCUUGUUAAAAAUCUAGCUUUCACCAAAUCCGGCGCUCAUCUCAUGUGCCUCGCUCUCGCUUAUUCUACCGCAAAGGACCGUAAACACCUCACCCGCUUUUACAAGGACACCAUUAAGAUGAUGGCCGGUGAUCUGCAUGGGCACCUCGUCCUUCUCGCCGCCUACGAAGUCAUCGACGACACAAAGCUCACGGCGAAACUCAUCUUCCCCGAACUCCUAAACCAGAAUAUCGCUGAUGAGGAAGCUCGCAACGAGGAACUCCUCUACCAGUCCACAGACCUGACAGCACGCAUUCCGAUCUUAUACCCCUUCGCCAGUGAUCCUAACAACACGAACACCAAGAGAUUAAAAUGGCUCCUCCCAGAGCAAGACUUUGCCAUCCUCGAUGAAAUUCGCUCUAUUCGCAAAGAGACCUCAAAAAAGGACCCUGCCGUCCGCCGCAUGGAGCUCAUCAAAGCAGCCUCCCCGACCCUCCUUGAUCUCAUCACCGCCCGCGCAGAGUCACUCCUCACCACAAGUUUCGGGUGCCAAUUCCUCUCGGAAGUGCUCUUCGACGCCGAUGAUAGCGAUGGAAAGAAACACACGGCUCUAUCUGCUGUCGCAACUGCCGCGAAAUCCCGCUCUGACACGAAGGACUCACCGUUUGUCGGCCGAAUGCUGAAAUCGCUUGUUCAGGGUGGACGGUUCAAUGUGACGGAGAAGAAGGUUGAGAAGGUCAGCCCGCCACUAGGCUUUGAUGCGCUAUUUUAUGAGCAGAUCAGUGAUGAGAUUAUGGCGUGGGCGACAGGGUCGAAUGUUUACGUUAUUGUUGCGUUGGUGGAGAGCGAGGACUUUGAGAAGAAGAAUGAGCUUAUCAAGGCGCUGAAGAAGGGGAAGAAGGACCUUGAGACUGCAGCGAAGGGAGAGAAGGGGCCUACUGCCAGUGGAGCCAAGUUAUUGUUGGAGAAGAUUGCGUAGGAUGGGGUACCAUUUAUUUUUGAUCAUCUAUUAUUUCCCCUUAUUGUAGUACAGAAAAGCAUACCUUUUAUCCAUACUGUCUAGAUACG
Messenger RNA from Aspergillus nidulans FGSC A4, 2219 nucleotides. RefSeq lists its product as uncharacterized. Bases 1 to 2130 code for a protein of 709 amino acids. NCBI's taxonomy places the organism in Eukaryota, Fungi, Ascomycota, Eurotiomycetes, Eurotiales, Aspergillaceae. Gene Ontology annotation, molecular function: RNA binding. The record is from RefSeq and is a predicted model, not a curated record. The transcript is spliced from 2 exons.